This is a messenger RNA of Hevea brasiliensis (rubber tree), 1615 nucleotides long. RefSeq lists its product as uncharacterized. Gene Ontology annotation, molecular function: protein binding. The transcript has 2 exons. Bases 906 to 1256 code for a protein of 116 amino acids. The record is from RefSeq and is a predicted model, not a curated record. Lineage: Eukaryota; Viridiplantae; Streptophyta; Magnoliopsida; Malpighiales; Euphorbiaceae.
CAAUUACCCUCUUCUUCUUCUUCCUCAUCAAUUUCUUGGACCCUAUCAAUCUCUCUUUUAAUAUUGGUACGUGUCUAAACUAGUUUGGCAGAGGAGAAAGCAAGCUAAGAUAGUGAUGCCGCUUUGUUUUAUGAGCCGUCCACUCACUCUUUCCAAGAAGGGAAAUCCUAUGAUCCCUGAGAUCGGAACUGAAAUGGAAGAGAUCCGACGAUCAGAUCCCAAUUCUACAUUGUGGUUCAUCACAAGUUCAUCAACAGCUGAGUAUUUAAUCAUGUACGAGUUUCUUUAAUUCCAAUAAAAUACAGAUGCCCACCAAUCCCUUUUCUGUCCCUGAAGUUGGAGCAGGGAGGCUGCCCUUUCCCUUCUCCAAAACAACACUUCAAUCCAAAAGCCACUUCUGAAAAGCACUUUGCCUGUUUCUAAAAUAUAUCCUUCUGAAAAGCUAUUAUUUUCCCUUUCAAAAUCAGUUUUUCCACAAUCUUUGCCAUUCUAAAUUCUCCUUCAUCCAUAAACAUGCUCUUGUGGAGCUCUUCAGUACCAAUCUUAAACUCAUGGCUUCCCCAUUCCAAAGAGUACUCACCAGAGCCAGAGUUUCAGAUCCUCCAAAGAACCGAAUCAAUUUCCUUUCACUCUCAACCUUCCAUUGAUGACCCAACAAAGAAAGUCACAACCAAUUCCCAAUCCUUGCAACAAGAAGCCAAUCUCCAAAAGCCCAAGAAGGGCUCACCUGUCACUGCAACAAACAACAGUGUAAGAAAGAUAGUAAUGAGGAAGAGAAAGAAGCAAAACCCAAUUCAAGAAUUCAAAAACUCUUUUUAGGUUCUGGGUUGGGCGAGAAAGUGGUGACUGAUGAUGAUGAUAAGGAAAAGGGAUGCGGGUUGCAGACACUUGUAGUGGGUAAUGGAAUGGGGAGUGAAGGUGGUGGUGGUAGUGGAGGGAGAAGAUCGGAUAGUGGAGGUGGUAAUGGUGGUUCAGAGUUUUAUGGGAAUGACAAUACUGAUGCUUAUUAUCAGAAAAUGAUUUCAGCUGAUCCUGAAAAUGGACUUUUACUUGGAAACUAUGCCAAGUUCUUGGAAGAGUUUCGAGGAGAUUUUGCUAAAGCAAAGGAGUUGUGUGAGAGAGCAAUUUUGGCAAAUCCAAAUGAUGGAGAUAUUUUGUCAUUAUAUGCUGAUCUAAUAUGGAAAAAAGAAAAGGAUGCUCAGAGAGCUGAGAAUUACUUUGAUCAAGCUGUAAAAACUUCUCUAGAGAACUGGUGAGGCAGAUCCAACUUUGACAUGGCAUUUGAUGUUCCCCAAUUAAAGAUUCAAGAACUUGAAACUAAUUAAUUUCCUCUUCUUUAUAAAAAAAAAAAAAUCCAAAUCUUGCAGCUAUGUCUUAGCUUCAUACGCUAGAUUUCUAUGGGAAGCAGAGGACGAAAAUGAAGAUGGCCAACAAGAAAAUAAAUCUUCACCCAGUUUCUUGCAUAGCUCUCCCCCGUCCCCACCAUGACCGUCCCCCUUUGGCUGCAGCCUCCUAGUAACAUCACAAUGUGAACUGUGAUUUUAUUUUGUGUAUAUUAUGCAAUUGAAUUCUAAUUCUAAUGCUUUAAUACUAAAUUAGUAAUUAAUUACCUAAA